Euleptes europaea (tarantolino) is the source of this 2115-nucleotide messenger RNA. RefSeq names its product broad substrate specificity ATP-binding cassette transporter ABCG2-like. Gene Ontology annotation, molecular function: ATP hydrolysis activity; ABC-type transporter activity; ATP binding. The record is from RefSeq and is a predicted model, not a curated record. Gene Ontology annotation, cellular component: plasma membrane. The transcript is spliced from 15 exons. Lineage: Eukaryota; Metazoa; Chordata; Lepidosauria; Squamata; Sphaerodactylidae. Bases 1 to 2115 code for a protein of 704 amino acids.
AUGGGAACUGCUGAUAAUAUCAAAGACUUUGUGAGCGUUGGCCCCAUAGAGUUUUUCACCCCUGGCAAAGAUGGAGCAGCAAGAGCAACCAUUGGGGAUGAAGGAGGGCACGCGGGCACGUUCCAGCGUUCAGUGCCAACCAGGGAAUCUCUCCGGUCUCCCCGGGGGUCCGUCGUGAGUUUCCACAACAUCCAGUAUUCCAUCAAGCGGUCUCACGGGUUCCCCUGCAAGCCAACAGUGGUGGAGAAGAAAAUCCUUCAGAAUGUGUAUGGAAUUAUGAAGCCGGGCAUGAACGCUAUUCUGGGUCCAACUGGCAGCGGUAAAUCAUCUCUCCUAGAUGUUCUGGCUGCUCGAAAGGACCCUGCCGGCUUGUCUGGGGAUGUUCUUAUAGACGGUGCCCUGCAGCCUCCCAAUUUCAAGUGCAUCUCAGGAUAUGUCGUUCAGGAUGAUGUUGUCAUGGGCACAAUGACAGUGCGGGAGAAUUUACUCUUCUCUGCGGCCCUGCGGCUCCCGGACUCGAUCAGCUUCCAAGAGAAAGAAGAGCGGGUGACCCAGAUCAUCAACGAGUUGGGGCUCAGCAAAGUGGCGGAUGCUAAGGUAGGAACGGAACUGAUCCGAGGGGUAUCUGGGGGGGAGCGGAAGAGGACCAACAUUGGGAUGGAGCUGAUCACAGAGCCCCCAGUCCUGUUCCUGGAUGAGCCAACCACCGGCCUGGACGCGAGCACAGCCAACGCGGUGUUGCUCCUGCUGAAGAGGCUGUCCAGAAGAGGCAGAACCAUAAUCUUCUCCAUCCACCAGCCUCGAUAUUCCAUAUUCAAGCUUUUUGAUAGCUUGACUUUGCUGGCUUUGGGGAAGGUUCUUUACCAUGGCCCAGCCAAUAACGCACUGGAGUAUUUUCGUUCUGUGGGAUAUGAGUGUGAACCUUUCAACAACCCAGCAGACUUUUUUCUUGAUGUGAUCAAUGGCGACUCUACGGCUGUGGCAGCAGAGAAAGGUGGCCAGAAGUCCAUGAAGAGCCACACUGAGACGGAUGGCACGAAUCCUGUGGAGGGGGAGGGGGAGGAGGAGGAGGAGGCCGUGGCAAAGACCGUGGUGGACUCGCUGCAUGAGAAAUACAUCACUUCCAGCCAAUACGAGGACAUGAUGAAAGAGCUCCAAAGAUGGGAAGGUGCCCGAGGGAUCACUCCGAAGAAGUUGAGGCAUGGGACUCAAGUGACAUAUGCAAACGGUUUCUUCACCCAACUCUACUGGGUGUCUCAGCGCUCCCUCAAAAACCUCAUCCGGAACCCUCAGGCUUCCGUGGCACAAGUUCUGGUGACGGUCAUCCUGGCCCUCAUUGUGGGGGCCAUUUUCUUUGGCACGAAGCUUGAUCAGAGCGGCAUUCAAAACCGGGUUGGAUCCUUGUUUUUUGUAACCACAAACCAAUGCUUCUCCAGUGUGUCUUCCAUUGAGCUGUUCAUCAGGGACAAGAAAUUGUUUAUCCACCAGUACACCAGCGGCUACUACCGCGUGUCAGCCUAUUUCCUCGCCCUGAUGUUCGGAGACCUCCUCCCCAUGAGGACCAUGCCUGCCAUCAUCUUUUCGUGUAUCAGCUACUGGAUGAUUGGCUACCAAGCGGAGGCAGGGCGGUUCUUCUUCUUCAUGCUGACAGUGGUGCUCUUGUCCUACACGUCCACCUCCAUGGCCCUGGCCAUCUCUGCCGGGAUGAACGUGGUCGCCAUCGCUAACCUCCUCAUCACAAUUUGCUUCGUCUUCAUGCUGAUUUUUUCUGGAUUAUUGGUGAAUCUUCCCUCCGUGAUGGGUUGGCUGAACUGGUUGAAGUACUUCAGCAUCCCAAGAUACGGUCUGACGGCUCUUGAAGUGAACGAGUUCAGAGGAUUGCAUUUCUGCAGCGAUAAUCCGUCGGACGCCAGUGGAUCCACGUUGAUGACCAGUUGCCCCACAAAUUCUACCCUUGUGCAGACCAUUUGCUCCGGUGAACAAUACCUCUGCGGCCAGGGAGUGGAGCCAACUAACUGGGCUAUGUGGGAGAACAUUGUUGCCCUCCUCUGCAUGAUUGUCAUCUUCCUCACGAUAGCCUACGCCAAACUCCGGUACAUGAAAAAGUUCACCUGA